Messenger RNA from Corvus hawaiiensis (hawaiian crow), 1620 nucleotides. Its product is annotated as serine/threonine-protein kinase pim-1-like. NCBI's taxonomy places the organism in Eukaryota, Metazoa, Chordata, Aves, Passeriformes, Corvidae. Gene Ontology annotation, molecular function: ATP binding; protein serine/threonine kinase activity. Bases 1 to 1530 code for a protein of 509 amino acids. Gene Ontology annotation, biological process: protein autophosphorylation. Gene Ontology annotation, cellular component: cytoplasm. The record is from RefSeq and is a predicted model, not a curated record. The transcript has 6 exons.
AUGGGAGUGAAGAAAGAUUUAGAAGAAAAACCUGAAAAUGCCAAGCUGGAUUGCGCGGCUCAUGCCGCAUCCCGCGGGCCGCCCCUCUGCGGGGCCGCCCCCUGCCCGCCGCGGUGCCGCCUCCGCCGGGCUCUGUCCGUACUGGCAGCGGCGCCGCUGAAGUGCCACUCGUUCUGGUGCUGGCGGAGCAGCACGCUCUUUUGGCUCUGCCUGGCGCGGGCCCUGGCCCGGCCCCGGCCGAGGCCCCUCCCGCGGCCCCACCCGGAGCCGCCCCGCUGCCGCCGCUCUGCGGGGCCGCCCCCUGCCCGCCCCUGCCCGGCCCGCCGCGGUGCCGCCUCCGCCUGCCUCUCUCCGUACUGGCAGCGGCGCCGCUGGAAGUGCCGCUCGCUCUGGUGCUGGCGGAGCAGCACGCUCUUUUGGCUCCGCCUGGCGCGGGCCCUGGCCCGGCCCCGGCCCCGAACGAGGCCCCUCCGGCGGUUCCGCCCGGAGCCGUCCCGCUGCCGCCCGGCUCCCGCCCCGUCCCCGGCAGCGUCGUCCGCAGCAUCGCCGGCAGCUUCCCCGGUCCGAACUCCGCCGCUCGUCAGCUCGGCCGCCGGCCCCGAGCCGCCGGAGGCCGGGGCGGCUCGGGAAGCAGCAGCGCCCGGGGGCCCCGGGCAGAAUGCCGAGAGCGCGGUGCCGCCCGCACGGGCGGAGAAGCCUCCCCUGGAGCAGCUCUACCGGCAGGGCCCGCUGCUGGGGAGCGGUGGCUGCGGCAGCGUUUACUCCGGGACCCGGCUCGCCGACGGCGCCCCGGUGGCCAUCAAGCGAGUGUCCCGCGAUCGCAUCCCGGAGUGGGCGCGGCUGCACAGCGGCGCCCUUGUGCCCCUGGAGCUGGCGCUGCUCUGGAUGGUGUCGCGCCCUGGCUUCCGCGGCGCGGUGCGGCUCCUGGACUGGUUCGAGCUGCCCGACGGCUUCGCGCUGGUCAUGGAGCGUCCGGAGCGCUGUCAGGACCUCUGGUACUUCCUGGAGGAGCGGGCGUUCCUGACGGAGCCCGUGGCGCGGGGGCUGUUCCGCCAGGUGCUGGAGGCCGUGCGGCACUGCACCAGCCGCGGCGUCCUGCACCGCCACAUCAAGGCCGAGAACGUCCUCGUCGACCUGGCCACCGGCGAGGCAAAGCUCAUCGACUUCGUGUGCGGCACGGUCCUCCAGGACACCUUCUACACCCGAAUGUCAGGCACGUCGGAGUACAGCCCGCCGGAGUGGAUCCUCUUUGGCUGCUACCAUGGCCAGCCAGCCACCAUCUGGUCCCUGGGCAUCCUGCUCUAUGAGCUGGUCUGUGGGCACCUUCCUUUCAACACGGAUGAGGACAUCAUCCGGGGCCAGCUCUUCUUCCCGCCCCGGGUGUCUCAAGAGUGCCAGCACCUCAUCCAGUGGUGUUUAUCCAUGGACCCCGUGCACAGGCCGUCCUUGGAAGACCUGUUUGAGCAUUCUUGGCUGCAGGACCGUCACCUGGACCACGAGACAGCAGACGUCCAUCCCUCUGCACAGUAGGAUCCAGGAGCCCAGCAAGCACCAGCUGCACACGUCUCGGGGCGCUCGGGGCAGAGCGUCUCCCUGCGGCCGUGGCACGGAGGAGAGAGC